AUGGGUGGCUGUAAGUAUUACCUGAGAUUUAGUAAGAGAAGUGGGCAGCAAUAUUGGCAAGUAGUUAGUUAUGUGGAUGAGCAUACCUGUUAUAGAACUGCAGAUAAUAGAAAUGCAAAGACAGGAUGGCUGGCUAAAAGGUUUGCACAUGUGCCAAUGCAUAGUCCUUAUAUCAAGCCAUCUGGUCUUGUAGCUGUAGCACUUGAGAAAUGGGAAGUGAAGAUAUCUUAUGACCAAGCAUACAAGGCAAAAAGGAGGGCAAUGGAUCUACUACAAGGGGCUGGACUUAACCAAUUUAAUCACCUGAGGAGUUAUGCAAAGGAAUUGUUGAAGUCAAAUCCCAAUAGUACUGUGGUCAUAAAGUGUGCAGAAGACAAUGAAGCACAUGUUUUUGAGAGGAUAUACAUAUGUCUGAAUGCUUGUAAGUUAGGAUUUGCUAACUAUUGCAGGCCACUGAUAGGCUUAGAUGCUUGCUUUUUAAAGGGGGGAACUGGUGGCCAGUUGAUGUCAGUUGUUGGCAGAGAUGCUAACAACCAAAUAUAUCCAAUAACUUAUGCAGUGGUUGAGGCAGAGACCAAAGAUUCAUGGGAGUGGUUCUUGCAUCUACUUAUUGAAGACCUAGGUGCAUUGAACCAAAAAGCAUAUGGUUUCAUAUCUGAUCAACAGAAGGGGUUGGUUCCUGCUAUACAAGGAUUGAGUGAGCAUGUGGAGCAGAGGCUUUGUGUAAAACACCUAUAUGGUAAUUGGAAGAAAAAACAUUCAGGUUUAGAGCUCAAGGAGGUGAUGUGGGCAGCAGCUAGAGCAACUACAAUACCAUAA
Vicia villosa (hairy vetch) is the source of this 819-nucleotide messenger RNA. RefSeq lists its product as uncharacterized. The record is from RefSeq and is a predicted model, not a curated record. Bases 1 to 819 code for a protein of 272 amino acids. The transcript has 2 exons. Lineage: Eukaryota; Viridiplantae; Streptophyta; Magnoliopsida; Fabales; Fabaceae.